AUGAGCGACAAGAAGCGCAAGCUCGAGGACGAGGCCGAGACCAUUCAGCGCAAGGAAAAGAAGGAGAUGAAGAAGGAGAAGAAGCGUGAAAAGGCUGCCAAGAAGGAGAAAGUCUACAAGGACCCCAGCGAGCAAACCCCCGAAGAGCGCGCUGAAGCUCUGGCCAAGAAAGAGCGCAAGGCCAAGAAGUAUAACAACAACAAGCGCAAGGAAAGCAAGUCCGAGACUAAAGAUGAGUCUCCUGUUGAAGCUGAUGCUGAUAAGAUGGUCAUCGAUGAGAAGGUGAAGGAGGAGUCUAAGAGCGAGCGCAAGCAAAGGAAAGAGCAGGGGAAGAAGGAACGCAAGGAGAAGAAGCAGAAGAAGGCCGAGAAGGCCGAAAAGAAGGCCAAUGGCUCCGCUGAAGAGGCUAAUGGAGACGUUACUGAGGAGGCCAUUGAGGAGACCGCCGAGGCCACCGAAGAAGCCAACGGAGAGACCGCUCAGGAAGGCACAUCUAAGAACUCUCGCUUCAUUUGCUUCGUCGGCAACCUCCCCUAUUCUGCCAACCAUGAGUCUCUGUCAAAACACUUCGAGAAGAACCCACCUGCGGAGAUUCGCGUGGCCACCAAGAAGGACGACCCCAAGAACAAGUGCCGUGGCUUUGCUUUCAUCGAGUUCGACAACUAUGAUCGCAUGAAGACCUGCCUCAAGCUGUACCACCACUCCACCUUUGACGACGGAAAAUACCCGCCCCGACGUAUCAAUGUUGAAUUGACGGCUGGAGGCGGUGGCGGCAAGUCGGAUCACCGCAGAGCCAAGAUCCAGGCUAAGAACGAAAAGUUGAAUGACGAGCGCCAACGGAAUGCGAAGGAAAUCCAAAAGGACAAGAAGAAGCACUCCAAGAAGACCCAGCCCGAGGGUGCUUCUGGAGCUAACGCCGUCAAAGUCGACGCCAACGCCAGCGCCAACGCCAAUGCCAACGCCAAUGCCGGUGAGGAUGACAAGUUUGCCAACGUGCAUCCUAGUCGUCGGGGACGCAUGUGGUAG
Messenger RNA from Penicillium chermesinum, 1026 nucleotides. RefSeq names its product RNA-binding protein. The coding region runs from base 1 to 1026 and encodes 341 amino acids. NCBI's taxonomy places the organism in Eukaryota, Fungi, Ascomycota, Eurotiomycetes, Eurotiales, Aspergillaceae. The transcript is spliced from 4 exons. Gene Ontology annotation, molecular function: RNA binding. The record is from RefSeq and is a predicted model, not a curated record.